UUGAGUAACAGUCUGCUACAGUGUGACUGUUGACUGCUUGGAUUGCUGCUUUAGAAUUCUGAAUCACUUGAAAAUUCACUGCUGCUGCUAUUUCACGGUAAAUUAACUAUAAAACUUAUAAUUGUUUGUGUCGAUGUUAUACGAUACAGCAGCCUAAUAGUGACUUUCUUCUCAAUAUUUCUCAAAUCCAAUCCUUCUAUUCGUAAUUGUACGUCGCCUGGCGUCUAUCGGCGGCAGUAAACAAUUGAUAGUUUCUCAAAAAACCAUUGUUGACCAUGAGUGAACUGCACUCUGAACAUUUUAAUCUUUGUAGAAUUUGUCUUACGAAGCCAGAGACAAAUAAGCAUCUCAAAUUCUUCAACAUAUUUAUGACAGUUAAUGAAGGAAAAACUUUAAAGGAAGAUAUGAAGGACCUAUUGGAUCUCAAUGUUGAAUCCAAUGAUCAAAAACCGCAAAUUGUAUGCGAAYUUUGCUACAUAUCCAUGUUUAAAUAUAGUGAAAUGAAGAAGAAAGCUGCUGAAUCUGAAAUUGUUGUUGAUUAUCUUGCUAAAAAAAAAAGUUAUGAUCCUACAUGCCAUGGAAAAAAUGUAUGCUCUAAUUCAGAUACACUAAAAGUUAUUAUUUCUAAUACAAGUSAAACAAGACAAAUUGAAAGGAARCGUAUACGAAAUAAAUUAUAUUUAGAAAGUUCAGAUGACAAUAUUUUGGAUGGAAGAAUUGAUACAAGUGAACCUCGCUAUUGUUAUUGCGAUCAAGUCGCUUUUGGUACAAUGAUUGCAUGUGAUAAUAAAAAAUGUAUAACAGAAUGGUUUCAUUAUUGCUGUGUCGGUAUUGAGAAAACACCACGAGGAAAAUGGUACUGUCUUAAGUGUAGAAACACAGUAAAGAAACUUAAAAUGUCGAAAAAAAAGUMAUCUAAGACUUAA
Molecule: messenger RNA, 926 nt
Organism: Diuraphis noxia (Russian wheat aphid)
Lineage: Eukaryota; Metazoa; Arthropoda; Insecta; Hemiptera; Aphididae
Cellular component (GO): nucleus
Molecular function (GO): zinc ion binding
Source: RefSeq, a predicted model, not a curated record